Diaporthe amygdali is the source of this 924-nucleotide messenger RNA. RefSeq lists its product as uncharacterized. NCBI's taxonomy places the organism in Eukaryota, Fungi, Ascomycota, Sordariomycetes, Diaporthales, Diaporthaceae. The transcript has a single exon. The record is from RefSeq and is a predicted model, not a curated record. Bases 1 to 924 code for a protein of 307 amino acids. Gene Ontology annotation, molecular function: oxidoreductase activity.
AUGGUGCGGCUUCAACAGUAUGUCGAGCGCGUAAACAGUGGCCUCGUCAAUGCAAAGGCCGAACUCAAAUUCACAGAGAAGACCCCGGUGGCAGCCCAUUUGGAUGGCGAUAAUGGUUUUGGGUUUAUAGUGGCUACCAAGGGCAUGGAAAAUGCCAUCAAGCGUGCUGAGACCUACGGUAUCGGCAUUGUAACUGCCAGCCACUCGAACCAUUUCGGUAUGGCCGCCACAUACGUCCUCCAGGCCCUGGAUGCCGAUAUGAUCUCUCUUGUUUUCACAAAUUCAGCCAAGCAGAUGCCCCCAUUCGGCGGAAAGGACACACUGCUGGGUAUUUCCCCAUUUGCAGCUGGUGCGCCCAGCAAAGACGAGAUCCCAUACAUUUUGGAUAUGGCUCCUUCAGUGGUGGCCAAGGGCAAAAUCAGAAAAGCGGCUAGAAGAGGUGAAAAGAUCCCGCUUGGCUGGGCUUAUGAUGAAAAUGGAAAGCCCACUGAGGAUGCGGAGGCUGCCCUUAACGGCUCCAUGGCUCCCAUCGGCGGACCGAAGGGGUCUGGCAUCGCCAUACUUAUGGACAUCAUGUCCGGCGUGCUUUCCGGUGCUGAGUUUGGCGGUCAGGUCGGAGAUCAGUACAAGGAAGCAAGGCCUCAGAAUGUUGGCCAUUGCUUUAUUGCUAUCAAACCUGAUGUUUUCAUUGGUACGGAGGAGUUCAAGUCGAGAAUGGACAUAUUGGUCCAGCGGGUACACGGCGUCACACCCGCUGAGGGCUUUAAGGAGGUCCUCUUCCCGGGAGAGCCCGAGCAUCGACUUUCUCUAGAGCGGUCAAAGCAAGGACUACCAUAUGCAGAAGCCGAGAAGAAAAUGUUCGACGAGCUGGCAGAGAGAUAUGGAGUACCGGCACUGGCUUUGUCUUCCACACCACUUGGCUAA